UCAUGUCAACGUAAAAUAAAACAUACCCGCUAUUGGUUAUAAUUUAAGGUUUACAAUUUUUAAAACUAUUAACUACUAAAGUUACCUGAACAAACUAAUCUUCAUAACCAUGAAAAAGGGAAAGAAUAAAUCAGACCCAAAGCUAGUAGCUGCUUCAAAAAUUGUUACAGAACCUGAGGAAUCUAUUGAUAAGACUCCCAUUGAUAAGUUGACAGUAGAAAUAUUUUCACUUCAAACCUCAGAUAUUGAAAGAGUUUCGUUUACAAUUAAUGUUACGUUUUUCGAUAUACCAAUACUCGACGCACAAAUCCCAUCGUUGUGGGCAAGACAAAGUAUUGAUGAUAGUGUAAUUGCAAGAGGUUCGAUGACCUACGAUCCUUCAGACUAUAGUAAAAUGUGCUCAUUUGCUGAUGAACCUUUAGUAGUGACCAUCGAACCAAUAACUAUAUCAGAAAAUUCAUCAGACAAAACAUCUGACAAAGCAUCAGAUAAAAUAUCAGACAAAACUUUAGAUAAAAUUUCUGAUAAAGCUUCGGAAAAAACAUCUGAACGCACAACGGAAUCUGUACAAUUGGCCAGUGACGCUUUAAGCUGCAACGUAGACAUUUUACCAAUGUUUCUUGGUAAGCUAUUCCACCAAUUUCAUAAAAGAAGCUUUUUAGAUAUACAAAAAUAA
Molecule: messenger RNA, 676 nt
Organism: Papilio polytes (common Mormon)
Lineage: Eukaryota; Metazoa; Arthropoda; Insecta; Lepidoptera; Papilionidae
Exons: 3
Coding region: 110-676 (188 amino acids)
Source: RefSeq, a predicted model, not a curated record